UUUUUUUUUUACUUUGCUCUCGUCAAUGUCUAAUCCACUUCACCAAACGAGACUUUCUCUUCAACUCAGGAAACGAAAUCUCGAACGAUCUCAGGAUACCAUCCUUCCUAACAAGAGACAAGCAAAAGAGAUCACUGAUAUACAAACUAAACAAGACUUACCUGCAUUUGGUGCUCCUCUAUUUGAAGAAAAAAAGACCGCAAAGCGUAGUACUGACACCAAACCAAACAAUUCAGAAGAAGAACCAAAGAAAAAGCGAGUAUCAAGGCAACCAACGAUCAAGGAACUUAUCAAACAAUCAACCAACGUACAAACAGAUACCUCUACAAGCUCAGUAGAAACGAAAGAAACUUCAGAACAGAACAAUGAUCAACUCCAACAAAAUAUUACCAACCAACAGAAACAAUCAACAGCCUUGGAAUCAGCAGAACAUUCGUCGCAUGUUGUCGAAGACGACAAGUCAGAGGGACAAUCAUCAACUAAAGUCGAAAAUUUACCUCAACAACGCUUUGUAGUAACUCAGGUCGACAAUGAUGAUGACUCCAAAGCAACAUCACCUUCUAAUGAUGACACAACCAUUGAUAAUAGAUCACCAGAUAUUUUGAACACGCCUUCUCCUUCUCCCACUUUGAAUAUUGAAGAUCAACAGUCUUCUCAACAUGAAUCAUCUGAUACUGGACUUGAAAAAACAACCUCACCGCCAUCUCCUGACGCUACUCCUCAACCAAAAAGAACUGCACCGGUCAUAACAAAGUCACCAGAAUCGACAUCAACUUCAGCAAUAGAACCAAUCAUUCUUACUUCAUCUUCUUCUCCAAAGCAACAUACCAUUUCAUCAUCAUUAUCAACCUCCAUCGUCUAUGGCAAGUCUCUCUUACCCAAAUUGGAAAAGGAACGUAUUCAUGAAGAACGAACUACUUUGGACAAGUUAGUCUCCGCUUUGGACGUUACUCUCACAUUCCAUGCCGCUAGAAACGUUGCUGCCUUUUUCCACAAGAUUCAACCUAUGUUACGAAAUUCUACAAAAAAAAAUAUCACCCUUUCCCAUUUAUGCAAGAUCUUGUUUGUUGCCCCUGAAUUAUACGAUGUGGAAGUGAAAUUGUUAAAGGAAUUUGGAAAAGAUGUGGAAGGACAUCAGGUAUCUAUUGGUCAUGAAUGGCAAAUGCCUUUGUCUGGUAAAAUGAUUCAAGAACGCAAAGAGUUGAUGACCCAACGAAGUGGGGAUUACUUUGAAAAUAACAAAGACAAGGCAAUUACAACAAUACCCGAGAAGGAAUUACCAAGAUUAGACAAGGUAGUGGACCAAAAGAAAUGGUUAGAAAAAGCAAACCUCCCAGCUAGAGUACGGUCUGUUUUGGAAUUACAAGAAAAACGCAAGGCAGCAAAAGAAGAAAAGGCAGCACGAGCUCAAGUUGAACAUCAAGGAACAGCAAAAGAUAGAGCCAAAGCUUUAUUGGAUCGUAUUCGAAACAAACAAAAGAAAUAAUGCAUAAUGUACUUUAGUCUAGGCUAUUUAUGUAUAAAUGUUGAUUCAAUAAACUCUUUUUUUUUUAUUUGA
Messenger RNA from Halteromyces radiatus, 1558 nucleotides. RefSeq lists its product as uncharacterized. The transcript is spliced from 8 exons. The record is from RefSeq and is a predicted model, not a curated record. NCBI's taxonomy places the organism in Eukaryota, Fungi, Mucoromycota, Mucoromycetes, Mucorales, Cunninghamellaceae. Bases 26 to 1486 code for a protein of 486 amino acids.